Vicia faba (fava bean) is the source of this 351-nucleotide messenger RNA. The record is from the annotation of a GenBank genome assembly. Lineage: Eukaryota; Viridiplantae; Streptophyta; Magnoliopsida; Fabales; Fabaceae.
AUGUAUCUAGUGAAGGAAAUUGAAAAGGGAAACUUUGUUCAGGAAAAAGCUAGGCUUUUGGGGUCGGAGAUCAAACAUGUUCGCUGUUCCUUUUGCACAACCACUUUUGAUCCUCACUCACUAUUCCCAAAUUUCGUUACAACUCUCACUCACCUUCUCACAAGCUUUGUGGAAUCAGAGCAAGCAAUCAAUCGGCAUAUUCUUGACCUGACAAAUGAAACUCAGUGGGAGGUGAUUGGAAAGACAUAUCUACGAUGCAAAAAUAUGGCAAAUGGCUUGAUAUUGAGAAGCUUGGCAAGAGAGGAUGUUUUUUUCUUCAGUCAAGAAUUCAUUGGGCCAAUGAAUGUGUAG